This is a messenger RNA of Oppiella nova, 834 nucleotides long. Lineage: Eukaryota; Metazoa; Arthropoda; Arachnida; Sarcoptiformes; Oppiidae. The record is from the annotation of a GenBank genome assembly.
AGUGAAUGAAACACAUGUUUCACUCAAUUGUUUGUAAACUUUAACAUCAAUUCAAUUGUCGUUUCAUUUGAUUGACUCAUGCAUUGAGUUGUGUCCACACGUGAAGACAUUUGAGAGAUAAUGUCAUUUAACAGGUCUCUCCUCGAAGGCGCCAAAACUGUGGUCAAGUCGACGACAAAGCCCUCAUCACUGCAAUUGGUUCCCAAACGACUGCCACCGCUUCCCACACCUAAAGACUUGAUCCGUAUAUACAAAGUGAAGGCCAGAAGACAAUUGUCUCAAAACUUUUUGCUCCAGAAGUCAAUCAACGAAAGGAUUGUCACCUCAGCAGGGAUCAAAGGGGACAGUUAUGUCCUGGAGGUGGGUCCAGGUCCUGGUAAUAUCACCCGACAGAUCCUCGAGAAGGGACCCAAAGAGCUGUAUGUCAUCGAAAAGGACAGACGAUUCCUACCGAUGCUCGAGAUGUUGUCCGACGCCUCACUUCCGGGACAAAUGAAGAUAAUUAUCGGCGAUGUUAUGGACUAUAGUUUCGACGGCCUCUUCCCCAAAGAGUUACGGCGCGAGUGGACAGACGAGAGCCCUCCCAUUCAUAUCGUCGGUAAUUUGCCGUUCAAUGUGUCGACACCUUUGAUCAUACGGUGGUUGAGACACAUGUCCGACCGGACGGGUCUCUUCUCGUACGGCAGGGUAGGCCUGACGCUGACCUUUCAGUACGAAGUGGGCCAACGGAUCGUAGCGCCGGUCAUGUCUAUCAUGAGGAGUCGACUGUCCGUAAUGUGUCAGCACUUGUGUCGAUGUGAGCACAGGUUUGUAAUAAACGGCUCGUCCUUCAUG